Messenger RNA from Anastrepha obliqua, 1546 nucleotides. RefSeq names its product basic-leucine zipper transcription factor A. Lineage: Eukaryota; Metazoa; Arthropoda; Insecta; Diptera; Tephritidae. Bases 1 to 1476 code for a protein of 491 amino acids. The transcript is spliced from 5 exons. Gene Ontology annotation, molecular function: protein binding. The record is from RefSeq and is a predicted model, not a curated record.
AUGAGAAGUGUUGUAAAAUUUGCCCGUUUAUUAUUAUUACCAUGGCUAUUAUUUAUAGCCAGCAAUUCGACCGCCAACAUUGUCGCGGCAAACGGAACGCCAGUUAGUCGACCGCAGCAGCAGGAAGUGUUGUUUGCACCACAACAGCAACAACAACAACAAAUACAGCAAGAGUGGUAUCUUCAACAACUGCGACUCCAGCAAUAUCAGCAACAACAACAAUUACAACAACCUCAACUUAAUCCAACAUUACCCGCCAUUCCGCUAUCAGCACCCACAGCUGCUGUCCCCGCCGCUCAGCUGUUACCUGAGCCGGCAAAAGCAGCUACAGAGGAUUUUACAACAUCAACGCUGCCAAAUGGAGUAGGUUUUUCUAACGAAACCCUGGACUAUACAGAAAACACUUCGAGUGAAGAUGAUGAGAAGCAGCCCAGUGAAAUUCAGAAAGCUGUCUGUACGGUGACCGCCGGUGAGGUACGCGCAAGCGCUGAAGCUGUCACUACGAAGAAGCUUAAAGGGGUAUGUGGAUCAGCUGAGUUAAAGUUAGCCUUUAGUGAUUUGGAAGCUAAACUCUACAAAGAAUUGCAAGACAUAAAAACCCUUUUGCAAUACAUAGCGAAGCAGCAAGGCAUAAAUGUACCACAAAAGUUGACUCCGAUGAUUUUCACCACAACGCCGCCCGCAACGCUACAUCCGCAAAUGCAGACUAAUACACCGUCAACCACAUACGCCGCGACACGAACACCAACAAAAAAACCACCAACACCUCCAUCACAGCAAUACAAACCUUUGCUUAGCGUCAAACCCACAACAGCAUCCAAACCGAAAUUCCAACCGAUUAUUGAACCCAGAGGAAAUGCAGUGGACACAUCAGCUGAAGUCAGUUAUGAAUACGAGGAAUCUUCGGCGGGUGUGGAAGCCGAAGAGUCGUUGCCCAAAAAGGCGCCACAACUUAAGUCAUUUCACUCAAAGAGUCAAAUGCCGUCAUCGUCCAAUGAACUGUUACAAGAAGUGAGGAAAUUCAAUAAUACUAUGCUGAGUGAUCGAGAGAUGAAGGUAUUCACUUACUAUUGGAAAUUGGAGAAUUUCACCGGCCGUAUUGAGAGUGGUAGCAGCUCGAUGGUGGAGAGUCCAAUAUUUUCAAUAAAAGGGAAACCUUUGUACUUGAAAGCAUAUUUUCAACAUUUGCAUCGAGACUUUCUGUAUCUACAAUUGGUGGCAGCUAGCAAAAAAAGUAGCAACCGAAAUAAUAUCAUCAUCGAUAUGGGCGGAUUAUUUAAAGAAAUUUCCAAUGAGAAAGUCAGCUAUAAGCAUAAAAUAUCUGUACUGAAUCAGCACAAUCAGCGCUCGAAGGAUUUAAUAUCACAAGAAUUUCACAAUCUCGAUACGGGCUUUCUUAUACCAAACAGUGCAUUGCUCAGCAGUCCAUUCAUCAAAAACGAUUCAUUGUUAAUACAAAUUUUUCUUUAUUUAUAACUGAUCUUUUCCUGCUUAAUUUUGCUUUAUGUAAUCAAAUGGUUAUACCUUUUUAUAAGAUAUCUGCUGU